GCCGUGAGGCUUGAGGUGGUCGUAUGGAAAUAGGCAUAAUAGAGACUUCGGAAGUUCCUUCGUGAGAACAGAAACCUACUGCACGCGCGGUUCGAGCACGUCGGGCCUCAGGAGUCAGUCCCGCGUCUCCAACCCCCAUUCACGCAACCGUGGUUGGGCCGGCCCCAGGCGGUGCGCGUGGCUCUCGGAACCCUUGUGUUGGGGAUGUUUAGCUGGAGGGACCGGAAAGGGGGCGGGCCCCUUCCGUCACGAUGUGGGGAGGCCGCCCGCUAAGCUGCGGGAAUCGGCUCCUAGGAGUGCUUGGGUCGAGGUGCCGGGGCGCACGAGCUCAGGCUGCUCGCUUCACCGGUCGGGCAGAGAUUCAGUUCAAUUGGACUCCACAAACUAAACCAUGGGUUUUCAGUGAUUACAGAAUCAUGUGGUUCAAAUCCUAUAGAAUGACUUUUGCCUGCUUGAGUAGAAUGAAAAUUCACAGAUUUUAUUUUAUUUAUUUAUUCAUGAGAGACACCUGGAGAGAGUCAGAGACAAAGGCAGAGGGACAGCCCGGCUCCUCGCAAGUGUGGGACUUGAUCCCGGGAUCAGGAUCACACCCUGAGCCAAAGGCAGACGCUCAACUGCUGAGCCACCCAGGCGUUCCAAAGUACCCUUGGACAAGACUAUACAGUACUUCUCAAACUACUGUAGACAGCAACGAGAUAAAAACAUUCCUGGCCCUGGCUCAUAGGUGGUGGGAUGAACAAGGAGUAUAUGCACCUCUUCAUUCUAUGAAUGACCUGAGGGUGCCAUUUAUUAGAGACAAUCUUUUAAAAACAGUUGCUCAUCACCAGCCAGGAAAACCAUUGUCUGGGAUGAAGAUACUUGACGUUGGCUGUGGUGGUGGAUUGUUAACUGAACCUCUAGGGCGGCUUGGAGCUUCAGUUAUUGGAAUCGAUCCUGUGGAUGAGAACAUUAAGACAGCACAGCACCAUAAAUCAUUUGAUCCAGUCCUAGAUAAGAGAAUAGAGUACAGAGUGGGUUCCCUGGAAGAGAUUGUGCAAGAGACAGCAGAAACAUUUGAUGCCGUUGUAGCUUCCGAAGUUGUAGAACAUGUGAUUGAUCUAGAAACAUUUAUACAGUGCUGCUGUGAAGUGUUAAAACCUGGUGGUUCUUUAUUCAUUACUACAAUCAACAAAACACAGCUGUCUUACGCCUUGGGAAUUGUUUUUGCAGAGCAAAUUGCAGGUAUUGUACCAAAAGGUACUCAUACAUGGGAGAAGUUUAUUUCACCUGAAAAGCUAGAGAGCAUUCUGGAAUCAAAUGGUCUAUCAGUUCAAACUGUGACAGGAAUGCUCUACAACCCCCUCUCAGGUUACUGGAAUUGGAGUGAAAAUACCAGCCUUAACUAUGCAGCUCACGCUGUGAAAUCCAAGGCACAGGAACACCCAGUACCUGCUGAGUUUGUUUUUAAGGGGGAAACAGAAGAGCUCAGAGACAAAGACUCCACAGACUCCACCAACCCAGGUGUACAGGAAGAGUUGAAGAAAUGAAUUGUUUCCAAGGACUGCAUAAUACUGCUUGAAAGUCUGAUGUUUA
Nyctereutes procyonoides (raccoon dog) is the source of this 1572-nucleotide messenger RNA. RefSeq names its product coenzyme Q3, methyltransferase (gene COQ3). The record is from RefSeq and is a predicted model, not a curated record. The transcript has 8 exons. Lineage: Eukaryota; Metazoa; Chordata; Mammalia; Carnivora; Canidae. The coding region runs from base 252 to 1526 and encodes 424 amino acids. Gene Ontology annotation, molecular function: 2-methoxy-6-polyprenyl-1,4-benzoquinol methyltransferase activity. Gene Ontology annotation, biological process: ubiquinone biosynthetic process.